AUGGCCGCUAUCGUGCACGCCGGCGUCAUGACGCGUCUCGGCGCACCCCCCGCCCCCCGCGCUCUCCGUCAGCGCUCCUCGGUGCGCGCGAUCGCCAAAUCCCGUGCGAUCGUCGCGAAAGCGUCCGCCGAGUCCGACACCGUGGACCCGAGGCGCGCGGUGACUGCAUCCCUCGCCGCGCUCGUGGUCGCGACCACGGGAUCAUCCGCAUUCGUCGCGUUCGCCGAAGAUUCGCUCCUGACGGACUACGUGAGCGACACCAAGGACCUGAUCCAGAAGCAGAGGGACCUGCUGAGGGAGGGCAAGGGCGAUGUUGACGCAUACUUUGCCAAGGCGGAGGCGUACUUUGCCGGGUACAAGUGGGACCACAAGGGUCACACCAACUCGUUCUCUCAGCUCAUGAACACCGACAUUGUCAUCAGGGAGCAGGACGGGUACCUCAAGCAGACCGGAGGGUCCUGGAGCAAGGACUCGGUGCCCCCGAGCGGCACUCCCAAGGCUAAGAUCCUCGAGGGUUACCUGCAAAACGCCGAGCGAUGCAUCCAGAAGGAGAGCAUGGGGAAGUUUAACGAGAUGGAUCUCGCGACGAGGGAAGAAUGGAAGGCCAUCGUAUGCACUCAGGGUCUCGUCGCUCCAGCGGACGACCAAUGAGCGACGCGCGAACCGACAAAGCCACCUCUAUGUUGUAAAGAAUGUUUUGGAAAUGAAUC
This is a messenger RNA of Micromonas commoda, 710 nucleotides long. RefSeq lists its product with no specific name. NCBI's taxonomy places the organism in Eukaryota, Viridiplantae, Chlorophyta, Mamiellophyceae, Mamiellales, Mamiellaceae. The record is from RefSeq and is a predicted model, not a curated record. The coding region runs from base 1 to 651 and encodes 216 amino acids. The transcript has a single exon.